Arachis stenosperma is the source of this 510-nucleotide messenger RNA. RefSeq lists its product as uncharacterized. The record is from RefSeq and is a predicted model, not a curated record. NCBI's taxonomy places the organism in Eukaryota, Viridiplantae, Streptophyta, Magnoliopsida, Fabales, Fabaceae. Bases 1 to 510 code for a protein of 169 amino acids. The transcript has a single exon.
AUGAUCAUAAAUGGUGCUUCUAAUCCUAUUAUAUGUCAUUGUUUUCCUACCUUUUUAGAUAGUCUUGCACUUGAUUGGUUUUCAUCUUUGCCUGUAGAUUCAAUUUCACGCUUUCAGGAGCUCACCAAGCAAUUCGAAGAACAGUUUGCUACCUCUUCCAUCUAUUUACAUGAUUCUGACUAUCUAUUCACCAUCAAACAUAGGCAGCACAAGAGUUUAAAUGACUAUAUCACCCGCUUCACCAAAGUGGCAAUGAGCAUUCUAAACCUCCACCCCGAGGUGCACCUGCAUGCUAUAAAGAGUGGACUCCGCUUAGGAAAAUUGCAGGAAACCAUAAUAGUGGCAAAACCCAAAACCUUGGCCGAGUUCUGUGAAAAGGCUAAAGGUCAAAUGAAAAUCAAAGAGCUACUGCAAGUUCAGAAGUCCGAGAAGAAUCAAAAUAGCAAAGAUGAUGAUGAAGCUCAAGACAACAAGAAACCCCUCCAGCUGACACCACACUAUAAUUCUUAA